AUGGGGGAACAAGGGCAGCGGCUAGACAGUCUAGCUGAAGCAGUCCGACCACAUGUUGAAGCUCGGUGGGGGCUCUUUACAGGGUCGAAAAGAUCUGGCAGUGUCGGAGAAGAACAUGAAGUCCGUGGACCAUCGGCACGUGAUCCGAUGGUGACGUUAGCAGCGGGUGCGAAUAUGCCUGUCCCGCCGUUGUACCGUGGCAACUCGAAGCAAGAGAAGCGCGACUUUAUGGAUAGCUACAUGGUCUACAAGAGACGUGUCGACGCGUUGAACCAGGGCACGCAGACACAAGUGUUCGGUAUGCCUAUCGGGGCCUGUAUUGAGCAGAGCAUCUUGGUGCGUUUCUGCCGUUUCGAAUUGUUUAAACCCAAGGUUACAGUGACCGAAGAAGACUGGAAAAGGUAUUUUCUCGACGCCUGGAACCCUGACUUCACUGCGUAA
Molecule: messenger RNA, 441 nt
Organism: Phytophthora nicotianae INRA-310
Lineage: Eukaryota; Oomycota; Peronosporomycetes; Peronosporales; Peronosporaceae
Exons: 1
Coding region: 1-441 (146 amino acids)
Source: RefSeq, a predicted model, not a curated record